CUGGCCUAAUAUAAAAGGCAUCGCCUGACUCCAACAUUUCCUCUCAUUUGUUUACCUGAAGAAAGUUUGUUUUAUUUGGCGUCUCUGAGCUGCCAAGUUGUGAGACUUUUGACUCCAUUUACCAAUUCACACUUACCAGUGCACAUCCUACAUCACAAUGCCUCUGCAGUUUGAACUGUGUCCCGGUAAAAUGAUUGGAGGCUCCCAUCCGUGCUUCAUCAUUGCUGAAAUUGGACAAAACCACCAGGGAGACAUUGAGACCGCUAAGAAAAUGAUCAAGAUGGCAAAGGAUUGUGGUGCAGAUUGUGCCAAAUUUCAGAAAAGUGAAUUAGAGUACAAAUUCAGCAAGAAAGCCUUGGAUCGCCCCUACACUUCAAAGCACUCCUGGGGAAAAACAUACGGCGACCACAAGCGUCACUUGGAGUUCAGCCAUGAGCAGUACAGGGAACUGAAAAAGUAUGCAGCGGAGAUUGAUAUCUUCCUCACUGCCUCUGGCAUGGAUGAGAUGGCUGUGGAGUUCCUCCAUGAGCUAGAUGUGCCUUUCUUCAAAGUUGCCUCCUGCGAUGCUAACAACUUCCCCUAUUUGGUGAAAACUGCCAAAAAAGGACGUCCCAUGGUGGUGUCCAGUGGGAUGCAGUCCAUGGAGACGAUGCGUCGGGUCUACAAAACAGUGAAGGAGCACAACCUGAACUUCACUAUUCUGCAGUGUACCAGCUCCUACCCUCUGGACCCUAGCGCUGUCAACCUCAGCGUGAUCACGGCAUACCAGAAGGAAUUUCCGGACAUUCCCAUCGGAUAUUCCGGACAUGAGCAGGGACUCUACAUUACUUUGGCUGCUGUGGCGAUGGGAGCAAAGGUCGUGGAACGUCAUGUGACCUUGGAUAAGACCUGGAAGGGAAACGACCAUGAAGCAUCCCUGGAGCCCUCAGAGCUGGCAGAGCUGGUCCGAGCCAUCCGACUGGUGGAGACUGCGAUGGGAUCACCUGCCAAGCAGAUGUUACCCUGCGAGAAGAACUGCCAUGAUAAGUUGGGAAAAUCGGUGGUGGCUAAGGGGGCCAUCCCCAAAGGCACGGUGCUGAGCCUGCACAUGUUUGCAGUGAAGGUGGGCGAACCAAAGGGCUUCCCUCCAGAGGAUAUGAUGAAGCUGGUGGGCAAGAAGAUCAAAGUGGAUGUGGAGGAUGACGACAGCAUCUUGGUGGACAUGAUAGAAUAAAGGAUCCUCCGCAAAGGUUGGGAGAGAGAGGCAGAGAGACAGACAGUUAGAGAGUGAGAGAGAAGGAAAGAGAGCAAAAGAGAAAGCAAAAAAGAAGUAGACAGGUAGAAGAGUGACGGACAGUGUUGCAGUGUGAACAGAAAGAGGAAGAGAAGGAAUUAAAGCGAGAAACAGAGGAUUAAGUCUUUGUGUCUUAAGAGAAAGUGACAGACAAGAGAUUUGAUAAAGAAGAAUUGCAGUUAGAGAAAGUCAAAUUUCAUUAAAGAUGAACAGGUCUGAAUAGGUCUUAAAAUGACUCCACUAUGAAACAAAAAGAUUGUGUUGGUGUAAAAUCACAACAGUCGGUAUUCACAACCAACUGUAUUAGCACCCUGCACUGUUUUGCUUUAUGUAUGAUAAAGUCCAAACUGAGAAAUGCACCAUGGCUGGCUUGUCCUUACUCAAUGCCAAUAUUUAUCAUAUGUGGUAUGAACAUCAUCUCUAUUCGGAAUGAUCUGUCCCUGCCUAAUUCUCCCAGCAUUCAAUCAUGUUACAAUUAUGAGGCGUGGUUAAAUGUAAUGCCUAUAUCCCAAAUGCUAUCAGUAAAUUUGCCUCUCCAUUCCAUAGUGUUUAUCCUGGUGUUGUACCCAAUCAAGUGUGGUGUAGGCUACUAUGCUCUGUGCGCAUGUGGGGGGGUGGUUACAGUUAUGUGAUUGCUGAAACUGAAAUGUGUCCCAAGUAUGAUAUAUCCUAUUGGAUCAGACUAUUGUAAAAUGUAAUUCUGUUUGUUUUUUGCUUUUGUAAUUCUUCUGUUUUGUCUCAGAGAUUUAACUAUUUUGUCUUUUUAUUCCUUUGUUGGUGGGGGGUGCUGUUUCACUUCUGAAGUGGUUAUUGCUGUCUUUUUGACUUGUGUUCACUUGGUUGCUGUUUGCUGUUGUUGAUCCUGUUAAUUAGGCUAUGUACACUGUAUUUGCUGCUUUCAAAUAAUUUCAGCAUUACAUUUGCAUUACAUUUUGAAAGCACCACAUGUGGCCCCUAAAUAGUAAUCAAUGUUUCUGAAAUAUUAAUCUUGCAAAUAAAAAGGAUGUCACAAAUGGCA
This is a messenger RNA of Micropterus dolomieu (smallmouth bass), 2291 nucleotides long. RefSeq names its product sialic acid synthase-like. Gene Ontology annotation, molecular function: N-acylneuraminate-9-phosphate synthase activity. The transcript is spliced from 6 exons. Lineage: Eukaryota; Metazoa; Chordata; Actinopteri; Centrarchiformes; Centrarchidae. The record is from RefSeq and is a predicted model, not a curated record. Gene Ontology annotation, biological process: carbohydrate biosynthetic process. The coding region runs from base 158 to 1213 and encodes 351 amino acids.